Messenger RNA from Schizosaccharomyces japonicus yFS275, 1190 nucleotides. RefSeq names its product elongin-A. Lineage: Eukaryota; Fungi; Ascomycota; Schizosaccharomycetes; Schizosaccharomycetales; Schizosaccharomycetaceae. The transcript has a single exon. The record is from RefSeq and is a predicted model, not a curated record. The coding region runs from base 268 to 996 and encodes 242 amino acids. Gene Ontology annotation, cellular component: elongin complex; nucleus. Gene Ontology annotation, biological process: transcription elongation by RNA polymerase II.
AAAAAGUUGCAGUGGAUGGUUUUCAAAACAAAACGGAACGCCUGCCAAGUCUCAAAAAGUGUGAAAUCGACGCCGAAACCUGCACAGGUCUUUCAGGGACCUUCGUUAACGAAUCCCCCUUCUUGGUGUAUUCUGUUAAAGAGGGAGCUUUUCGUCAAAACUUUUUCUUCGAACCACAGAAACUCGCUCUGAGAGCAGUCAGACUUAUUUAUUUUCUUUAUUUUUCAAGGACAAGGUUGGCAUUUUUUUAAGGGUUUAGACAAUUCCAUGACUGUACCAAGUUUGCAAGACCUUUGUGUGAAGGUCGCUCAACGAUAUGUACAGGAUAUCGAGGACCUUGGUGACCACCCAUUCUCGCUGGUCGAGCCUAUUUUAGCGUGUGCUCGCCCAGACCACUUGAUACGAUUGGAACAAAACUCUCCACAUUUACGAGACGACACACAGGGUCUAUGGAAGGUCCACGUCUAUCGAGAAUUCGGACUAGACAUUACAGACCAAGACACUUCAAACAUUCAAGACUGGAGACGAGCUUAUGAAGAUUUUAAGAAACGGCGGAAUGCUCAGUACAACUUGGCAUCGAAGAAACUUCGUAGUGCUUACACAAAACUCGAGCAAAACAAACAACACAAACGUAUUGUUUCUUUAGAAUUUGAUCCGAAAUCUAUUCAACAGCGGAAACGUGGUCGCACUGUUCUUCCAACUUACACGCCGACUAGCAGUUUAAUGAAUCGCGCCAAAUGUGAUUUUAUGAAAAAGGCGAGCAUGUACCGGCAGGGCAAACCAAACAAACCACUCUCGUCCACAUUCCGAUUUCCGAGUUCACGUCCAACCGGCACCACUUGUCCUGUUCCAGCGACUCCACAAGCAUCUGUCAUUCGGCCUCCUGUUUCUAAACUUCGUCCUGAAAAGCAAAACGUGUUGCCCAAACGGCAGUCUUCCCCUCCUCGGCCAGUCCUGCCUCGUCAUAAUCCAACUUCAGCUCCUCGGAUACCGUAGUUGUUGGGAAAAACCGUUGUGUACUUGGAUGCCCUUCUCGCUUUUCACGAUCCUUCCCCCUUUGGCGUGUUCUUUCACGUCUGUUAACUUCAUUCUCGUCAACCGUAAUCCACCUUGUCAUCAUUCUCCGUUAUUUUCUCCUUCUUGUUAAUAAAAGAUUUUUCUCUGUUCUAAGUAAAGCUUUAUAUGCGUAG